CAUUUGGCCUCUGGGUCGACGUGGAACACCGAGCCUCCUCUCCGGCGGCGCGGAGGCGGGUACGCUCACCUGCAGGCCGAGCCACUCGGACCAGGAAAGGGCAGCGCAGUCGGCCCCCGCAGCCGCACGAUGGUACAGUCCAGCUGGGUAAGGCGAGAGGGAGGCACAGGCGGCCAAAUAGGCGGUAUGGGGCUGCGCGCGGGUGGAGCGCUCCGCAGGAUGGGCACCGGUUCGGGGGCACCCGAGGGACAGGAACCCGGCGGCGCGCAGGGAGGCAGCAUCCAUUCGGGCUGCAUCGCCGCGGUGCACAACGUGCCAAUCAGCGUGCUCAUCCGGCCGCUGCCAUCCGUGUUGGACCCGGCCAAGGUGCAGAGCCUCGUGGACACGAUCCUGGAGGACCCUGACAGCGUGCCCCCCAUCGAUGUCCUCUGGAUCAAAGGGGCCCAGGGAGGUGACUACUACUACUCCUUCGGGGGCUGCCACCGCUAUGCAGCCUACCAACAGCUACAGAGAGAGACCAUUCCCGCCAAGCUGGUGCAGUCCACUCUUUCAGACCUGAGGGUGUACCUGGGCGCAUCCACACCAGACUUGCAGUAGAAACCUCCUGGUCACCCCACCCCUUACACAUCAGCACCACCUUCCAGAGCCCAGAAGACCUGUGUGGCCCCCAGCGGGCUGAAGCUGUAGCGGGGGGAUAUGUUCUCUUUAUACCUAAGGAGGGAGGUCUGCCUCUUGGCGCCUCUGCACUAGCCCCCAGGUCGGGGAAUGAAGGAGGCCAGCUCUCCGGUCUGUGAAGAGACGUCACAUCGUGGCCUUGGCCCUGAAGGAGCUGGUUGUGGAGGCAGGACUUCCUCUGUCCUUAUCUUUAUGAUAGCUUAUCACUACAUGAUCUAAUACACUGGUACCUGGUUAUAGGGGAAAACCUUGGUCACUGUGGCUGAAGUGAGAGAGGCCUGUUUUCCUGUAACCUGAGUCCUGGAGCAGGUGACUCACAGAAUUGUGUCAGCAGCUCGGUGAAGGUGGGGUCUCCUCUAGGUAGUCCUUUGGCCUGGCCCUCAUCGCUCCUUACUUUGUGGUCACAAGAUGGCUACUAUAUCUCUAGGAAUCACAUCUGUGCUUAAGGAAGAAAGCCACUGGACCAACUUCUGUCAGAAAGGAAAACCACUUUCAGAGUAUCUGCAGUUUCCGUGGCCAGAGCUAGGCACCAGUGCCACCCACAGUUGCAGAGGGAACACUAUCACAGCUGAGCAUGGCUGCCUUGGUCAUCGCUUGGAACUGGCCCUGUGCUUCCUGCAAUCAAAUUGGGAUCCCGUUAGCAGGAGAGAGAGGAAGAAGUAUCAGUUAGCCCUUGCAAUGUAACAAGCUAUUCCCAGACUUAACAGUAUUACCCAUGAUUCUGUGGAUGAGCACUGGGGCCUAGACUCCUUUGGGCUGCUCUGUUGGUACAGCCCGGUUCUGCUCAUGAGCUGGGACUGGCUGGGCUGGGAUCACCUUCAUUCUUGUAGCAUGUGUUGGCUGGAUUGGCUUGGCCAUCCUCUCUAGCAGCUCAGCUCAAGUUUAUUCCCAAGAUGGCCUCAGAGUCCCAAGAAAGAGAGUAAUAGGGACAAGACAGGCACUGGAGUGGUGGCUCACUGCUAAGAGUACCUGCAUGGUGACUCAAGACUUUAGUCCCAGUUCCAGAUGACCUGGCACCCUCUCUCACCUCUGUGGGCACCAGACACAUAGAACACAGACAUACGGAAAAAAC
Microtus ochrogaster (prairie vole) is the source of this 1747-nucleotide messenger RNA. It is a transcript of the gene Srxn1, whose product is annotated as sulfiredoxin 1. Gene Ontology annotation, molecular function: sulfiredoxin activity. Lineage: Eukaryota; Metazoa; Chordata; Mammalia; Rodentia; Cricetidae. Gene Ontology annotation, biological process: cellular response to oxidative stress. Gene Ontology annotation, cellular component: cytoplasm. The record is from RefSeq and is a predicted model, not a curated record.